This is a messenger RNA of Cucurbita pepo subsp. pepo (vegetable marrow), 484 nucleotides long. RefSeq lists its product as uncharacterized. The record is from RefSeq and is a predicted model, not a curated record. Lineage: Eukaryota; Viridiplantae; Streptophyta; Magnoliopsida; Cucurbitales; Cucurbitaceae.
AUAUAUUUAUUUAAUUUAGACGCCGUCGCUGCUUCACCGAAAUUGCUCUCUUUUCCUCUUCUUCUUCUUCCACGCUUCCUCCAUUUUUGCAAGAUGAAGAAAUCUGGUAUCAUUGCCGCUUCCAUCGCCGCCGCCUCCGCCGCCGUCUCCGCUUCCCCUUCUUCCUCUACUCUGUUCUGCGACCCAAAAAUUCAGCUCCCUUGUCAGGAGGAAAAGGAAUUAGGACAGAAUUCUUCGUCUUCGGCGGAUAAAUUUGCCCCCAAAUUUGAUGGGUUGAGAUUUAUUGAAACUCUGGUGACGGCUCACAGAUGAGCUCCGCCGGGGGACGACCAUGGAUGCGACGGCGGGACCCACCUCGGCCGCAACUCUGUUUGUCUAUUUUUUUUUUUAAAUGUGAUUUUUCUUGUGGAAAGAAAGGAUAGAUGAUGGAAAAAGUUGUUAAAAGUCUCUUAUUUUGUACAUUAAAAAAUAGAUUAAAUAAUAA